GGUGAACCUCAAGACAAAAAGCAAUAAUACUUUUUUGCCCAAUACCCUACGUACUAAGAUAACCCAGGUGUGGAAUCACUUUCCUGAAGAAGUUGCUGUUUAUAGCAGUGUGGGCGUUUGUGUGUGUGUGUCUGAAGGAAAUAAUUGCAUGUUUAAAUAUUAAAAGAAGCUAACUAAUACGCAAAAAACGCAAGUGAUCAUCACAUAAAAGGGCAAAAGAAAGCUAAAUGCACCAAUGAAGCAGAAAGGAAUAUUAGAAAACAAUGAAAGACAAAACCAAGUACAGGAAAAAAAAGAUGGUUGAAAAGCUAGCAUGACGCAUUUCGCUCGAGCGUCUGUCCGAAAAUGGUGUGCCUUUAGUUUGAUGUUCAGUUUAACAAAGAAAUAUCGUUACACCCAGAACGCGAUGACCAACCGGGAAUGAUGGCAAAGCAAUUAUCUGACUUCCGAUGUGCGCGCAUUGUGGUGGAAUGUGGCGGCGACCUACACACAAAAAAAGGGGGGCAAAGAAACCACCCAUGUGGCUAGCAAUCGAUUACUUGCUGCGCCCUUUCGGUCGUUUAACCUUUUGGAGCUUCCAGCCACCACCACCCCCGAGAGACACUGACACGAAGAAGAAUCCGGGCGGACAUUGUGAGGGAAGGAUAUCCUUUUGCGUGACGAUAAAUUCCUUUCGCCUCUUCUAGUCGUUGCUUUGGGGGAGGUAGAAGAAAUGGGACACACCCAACGGUUUUAGUGCUAGUACCACCCGGAAUAUGGUGGGUUAGGCUGUGGGAGUGUGUCUGUGUCUGUGUACAAGGAUAAAUUGUUAGUCCUGGUGUGCGAACGAUGACACCAGCAACAAGUCAUUAGGGAGAAUCUUUACCCGUUUCCGCAUGCUUCCUCCAUAUUCCGCCCCAAAAGGAGUGGAGUGAAUCGAUGGCUGUAACGAACCCCCCCGAAGAGUGUCGGGAAUGAAUCGAGUCCGUUUAGUCGUUGUUGCGCUUUCGGACGGUGUGCACCACUGCCAUACGAUGGGUAACAAAGUGGUCACCUUCACCGACCAGCAGCUGGAGGACUAUCAGGACUGUACGUUCUUCACGCGCAAGGAGAUACUGCGCGUGCAUCAGCGGUUCCACGAGGCCAGCCCGGACCUGGUACCGGUCAUUAUGACCGAGGGACAGGCCUCCACCAUACAGGUGCCGCGGGAACGCAUCGAACGGUUGCCCGAGCUGGUGGAGAACCCGUUCAAGGGCCGCAUGUGUGAAGCGUUUUCGCGCGACGGCGACGGUAACCUGACGUUCGAGGACUUUCUCGACCUGCUGUCCGUGUUUAGUGAGCAGGCGCCGCGUGACAUUAAGGUGUACUACGCGUUCAAAAUUUACGAUUACGAUCGUGACGGGUUUAUAGGGCAGUCGGAUCUGCUGAACGUGAUCACUGCGCUCACGCGCAACGAGCUAUCGCUGGAGGAGCACCAGCAGAUAGCGGAAAAGGUUAUCGAGGAGGCGGACGUGGAUGGGGACGGGAAGCUGUCCUAUCUGGAGUUCGAACACGUGAUAACGCGAGCGCCCGACUUUAUAUCGACGUUUCAUAUUCGUAUCUAGUGUUUUUUGAGUGUGUUCAUUGUUUUAUCAAAUAUGAAAGAAUUUAUUACAGUUUUGCCGUUUGGAAGAGUAUUUGAAUAAAAAUAAAUAUGUGUGGCCUUCCUGAUGUAAUGCACAAUAAAAUACACAUCAGAUAAAAAUGUUUGUUACAAUCCUACUCCCAUGCUCACGUGUUUGACACACCUGAAUGUAAAGAUGGAGCAUGUUCGCAGAGUACCUUUUCAAAUGAAGGUGCACCUGCACUAUACUGAUUCUGAAUCAUUACCGGAAGUUUUUUUUUCUUUAUUUUUAUACAGACUUUGAGCCAAUUGGCCUCAUUCGCCUCUUGUUACCGGAAGUGAAAAUGAAUUAUAACCCAUAACAGUCCUGAGACUGAUCCUGCACCCAUACUGACCAUGGAACUGAUACCACAUUCCUCUAGGUGCUGGAACUGAUUCCCAACCCAUACUAGACCUGAUGUUAGUCUUGAAAUCAUACGGACCCUGAAGCUGAUCCUGGACCUGUAUUGGUUUUGGAGCUGAUCCUGUCCAUGCCGAUCCUUAAACUGACCUCGAAUCCACAUCACAUACCGAAACUCUAUCGGUCCUAGAGAUCCGGAAUACGUACCAAUUCUGUAACUCAUCCCAAGCCUGUACAUAUUCUCAACCUAAGCCUCCGGUGCUUGAGCGUUUGUGAAGUCAUAUACGGACAUCACACGGGGUGUAAACUUUGGUUUAAACUGGAUUUCAGCCAUACAACCCUAUAAUCUUUUGACAGGAAGUUUGCGCUCUCCCAUUCAAAUCAAGCGUACUCUUUUUGAGUUUACGUUUCGUGUGACGUAGGUAAUAGGCGAGCUGCAGGUAGUGUCCUGUCUAUUGUGUUGAUUGAUAUCCUUUCGCAAGAUAAUAGAGACAUUUUUAAACAGAAAACAGAAUUAGAAUUUAGUGACUGUUGGGUUAAAUGUACAAUUUUAAAACCUACCAUCAAGUAAUGCUCAUACCAUCCAGUAACUGGCAUAGUAGAAGAGGAAACAACUCCCAUAUGUGCGCGAAAUGUGCAAUUAGCGUCGGACUGAAGCGAGAGAGAGAAAGAAAGAGAGAGAGAGCGAGAGAGAGAGAGAGAGAGAGAGAGAGAGAGAGAGAGAGAGAGAGCAAGAGAAAUGCGGUCUCGUCUGCAAAGUACAAGCAAGAGUACGUUCACCGAGUACGCCCAUUGAAAAAUUAACGAAAUGAAAAGCAUUUUCGUGAAAUCGAAUUCAAACUGAACGUUAGAACGAAAUAUUUCAACCAAGCUUAACGGGAUAUUUUUAAAUUUGUUUAGCGAAUUGAAUUAUUUUCUUAUAUGGCCACUGUUAGCAGUUGUUUACAAUGAUUUUUAUUUAGCAUAAAGGAAAAAUUCUGCCUGGAAUUUAAAAACAUCAGUUUCUCAUAAAACAAGAUUAGGUAGAAUUUGUAAAUAAUGCAACCAAGAAGAAAAUGAAUGGUAACAUAUUGUUUUCACUAAUGUAUAAAUAAAUCUAGACGAUUUAUGAUUUCUCCUUUUAUCAAAGAUUCACUUCAUUGAAAUUGAAAUUAUAAUCAUCUUGUUGGCUCACAUUCAACAUACGACUGAAAAGUGAAUGAUUUGACAAGGUUUGAUAGUUUGAAGUCGAUAUUUGAGCAAUACUGAUAAGCCUAUCAGACAACAUUUUUAGCUGAUUGUUCUGUAAAAUAUUGCUCCAUCUAAUAAGUGAUCAAAUACGAAAAUUUGGCAUACAUGACACAUUUACGUGAUGAAAUACAUGCUCUUUAUAUGGUUUUAAAAGCGUGCCCGCUAUUGUAAACGUAAAUUACAAAAUAAAUUAUAAAAAUAUUAAUUUCUGAAAAAUGGAAAAGAAAUACGCGUACUGAAAUACGUCGGAACUCUUAAAAUUAUCAACUCAUAGUAAGUUGGAAUUAAAAUCUUUGGCCACUCAAGUACUGUCUUAAAAACCACAUGUUCGCUGCAACGUGUAAUAACAAGGAAUUUUAAAAAUAAAUUUGCAUAUCGAAUCAAGAAAGCACAAACACGAUUGAGAAUGCACGUGGACUGGCAUCCAUUGGUACCUGGUAAAUGAGAAUAAAAACAAUGUAUCUACAUAUUGUGCUGAUCCACCUGUGCCAAAGGAAAUGCGGAACAACGAAUUUGAACAACAAUUCCCUGGAGAUGUUAAUAAAGUUAAUUAAAACUGGAUGACCUCCCGAUGCGUACCGAUUUUAUUAAUAUUUCUGUUCAUCGUUGUCAUCGCUUUGCUAGUGGUGGAAGUAAAUAAAAAAACCGACCACACAUGUAUCCCGCAAUGUGGUUUAUGACGUGAGGGUGAUUGUUUUUUGGGACACCAUUGAAAGAGAAGCUUUUAGCACGCUGUUGCUAAUGUUGGUGGAACCAUGAUACAAAAAAAAACCCAACCAGUAAGGCCACCUCGUCGUUGAAAUGAUCCCACACACCAUACAAACAUGCAAUUGGGACUGGGUUGGUGGGAUUUAAAUUUGCUUAACCACCUCCUUUUAUACAAACAUACAUCACGUCGUGGCGAUCUGAUCCGUUCCGAUGAUGCGAUAUUGAGCCCGAUAUCGCCGAUACACGUUCACGCUGCCGGUCGAGGUCACCAUAAAUCUUUGCAUAAUCGAAUCGAAACUUAAUCACUCAAUCUUUUCGCAUGCACGCGGUAGCUGGAGCGGGAACGGAAACGGGUGAGAAUGGUGCGGCGUGAUCGGUGGCUUCAUUUCUGAUGGUCACCGCUUCCGUAUAAUUGAUGACACGCAUCAUUACGGGCCUCGGGCAGAUGGGUAAAAAACGAGGCAUAAAAAGAGGAACACAUUAAUGUAUUUGAUUUGUGUGUGACGCUGGAUGACCGUGUGCUUAUGUUGCUUUGUGCGUCACUAUUACAACGGGGCAAUCGGUUUGAAAGUGAUCCAAUGUUAUGGUUGUUUUAUUUACGUGUGUGUAUGUUUUUCACAGCAUCGAUUGAAUCAUUGAAUCUAAUUGUGCAUAAAUAAUGCUGUUGAAUGGCAAGUAGUGUAAUAUCAGAAUAAGAGGAGAGAGUAAGAUAGUUAUACAAAUAGAUGAGAAAAAGAGUGAAAAAUUGAUUGAACAUUUAUAACAAAACAGUACUACUAAAACAGGGUUAGGAAAUUGAUGAUAUAAAGUAUAAAAUGAAGGGCAAAUUUAAGAAAUAGUUUUGUUUAAUACUAUAAGAUUGUUAAAUAAAUUAGAUUUCACAUAAGUGACACGUAAGCAAAUAUACCAAAUUCUAUUUUUUACAAGCAAUUGU
Molecule: messenger RNA, 4854 nt
Organism: Anopheles merus
Lineage: Eukaryota; Metazoa; Arthropoda; Insecta; Diptera; Culicidae
Gene: Cib2
Product: calcium and integrin-binding family member 2
Exons: 3
Coding region: 954-1583 (209 amino acids)
Molecular function (GO): calcium ion binding
Source: RefSeq, a predicted model, not a curated record